AAGAAGGCGAGAGCGCGACAGGACGAUGAAUUUUGAAAUUCACCAUUGAGGCUUUGAAGAAAAUACAAUUAACCAUUACUACUAGUAUUAUUAUUAUUUGAUUUGAUAUUUGAAGUCUAAUUUUUGAAAGGGAUCUUGAAAGCUCCAUUUCUUCCUCUUCAUUCCUAUCUUCUUCAUCAGCAUAAUAUUAAAUAUUUUGAUGUUUAUAGUUUUCAUGUAUGCUUAGAAGGCCUCUUCACCCACCCGAGUGCCAUAGCUGUGCUGUUCAUUAUUUCUCCUCCACUAGCGGGGAAGUCCUUCCAGAAGACGAAGAACACUGUCUAGUCGUCCAAGUGGACGCUGGGCAUUGGAGAAGCCUUGGGGAGUUCUAGCAGCGCCAGUGCCUGGUGAUGUUAGUGGCUAUUAGGUAAUAAUAUUGGUCUGUUGGAGUUGGAUUUCGAAAAUGCGGAGCCGAGUGGUUGAGAUCUGGAGCGGUUCUGUAAAAUGAAGGGACUAGUUGUUGCGAACUUAUCCGCCGCCGCCGCCGCCGAUUAUAGGGGUCUUCAUCGUCACUUUCUUUGCGUUUUUUCGUUCCAACCUCUCGAUGACUACCACUAAACGUGCUUAUAAGCUACAGGAGUUUGUAGCACAUUCUUCGAGUGUGAACUGCCUCAAAAUCGGGAGGAAGUCGUCUCGGAUUCUUGUAACUGGUGGAGAAGAUCACAAGGUUAAUCUUUGGUCCAUUGGGAAGCCCAACGCUAUCCUGAGUCUCUCAGGUCAUUCGAGUGGGAUCGAUUCCGUCAACUUUGAUUCUUCUGAAGUUUUGGUAGCUGCUGGAGCAGCAAGUGGUACUAUCAAACUUUGGGAUUUAGAGGAGGCCAAGAUUGUCCGCACUCUCACUGGACAUCGCUCUAAUUGUAUAUCUUUGGACUUCCAUCCCUUUGGGGAGUUCUUUGCAUCUGGUUCUCUGGACACAAAUCUAAAGAUAUGGGAUAUCAGAAAAAAAGGAUGUAUCCACACAUACAAAGGUCACACUAGCGGCAUCAAUGCCAUCAGGUUCACACCGGAUGGCAGGUGGGUUGUAUCGGGUGGAGAAGAUCACACAGUGAAGCUGUGGGAUUUAACUGCAGGAAAGUUGAUGCAUGAAUUUAAAUGUCAUGAAGGUCAGAUCCAGUGCAUCGAGUUUCAUCCUCAUGAGUUUUUGCUGGCAACAGGUUCAGCUGACAGAACAGUUAAAUUCUGGGAUCUAGAGACAUUUGAACUUAUUGGUUCUGCUGGACCUGAGACUUCUGGUGUUCGCUCUAUGACCUUUAAUCCCGAUGGGAAAACCCUUCUAUGUGGCUUGCAUGAGAACAUGAAGGUUAUCUCAUGGGAACCAAUCAGAUGUCAUGAUACUGUAGAUGUAGGAUGGUCCAAAUUGUCAGAUCUGAAUGUUCAUGAAGGGAAACUUCUUGGCUGCUCCUACAAUCAAAGUUGUGUUGGUGUAUGGGUUGUGGAUAUAUCGCGUAUUGAACCAUACACAAGUAGAAGUACUACUCGAUUAAAUGGUCACUCUGAAGCCAAGUCUAAUUCAAGUGCAACUUUACCGGGGCUGGAUGCGGAUUCUGCGAAAUCCAACUUAAGCAGGCUUUCAAUUUCACAAAAUUCAGAUCCUGUCAAAGAAGCUAAAUCCUUUGCAAGACUGUCAGCUUAUCAAAACCCAGACAUUCAAAGAGAGCCCAAACCUCAGUCAUCUAUUGGAAUUAUUCCUGGUACCCCACAUAGGAUAAACCCCCACACUGUUGGUCAGAGACCAACUUCAGUAAAUUCAGUUGCUGCUCCUAACAUGCCGGCUUUAAAGAGAAAUUCGACCAAAGUUCAAUCGACAUCCAACGCAUCAGCUCUCAAUAGAUCAGAAGUGGUGCCUGUUAUUGUUCCAAGAAAUAAUUUAAGAUUGGAGCAGUCAGCUGAACCCAGGAAAGAAGGAGUUGCAGGCCAUGUGCCACAACAGACCCUGCAAUUUAAAACAUCUGACUUACGUAAGUUUUCUAAUGCUGCUGGAGAACCAGGAAGACAAAUGUAUUUUGCAGAAUCUGACAAUGAUGUCCCAAACCCUGUUGAGUUAAGUGGAGUUUCAGAGAAGAACAUAUUUGCCACAGUUAAGAAUUCAAUAAGUGGAAAUACUGCAUCUGAGAGGAGCAUAAAGGAUGACAAGCAUUUGGCUCCUCUAAAGCUUGAAAUAUGUUCUAUUGCUGAACCCGGUGCCAGAAACCAGCAUGAAAGCUAUGAGUCCCGAGGGAUGGCUUCUAAUAAAGAUGCAUUUACCACAGAUAGUCAAAGAAGAGGGAGAACACGACCACUUGUAGCAAAUUGGGACAAGAGAGAGAGAGUUUCUCCUUAUGAAGGUUUUUCAGGCAGUGGUCUAACAGGGAAACUACCUGCUCAGAGUACACUCCAAGCUAAUAAAUAUGACCAGAGGGGGCACACAUCAUCAACUGAAAAGGAGAUGGCUUUAAUGAAACCUAUUAGUGAUGAGGACUUCAUUUCCAACCUGAUGGAACAACAUGAUCAAUUUGUUGACUCAAUGCAGACUCGUUUAUCCAAAUUACAAGUUGUCUGCAGAUAUUGGCAACGGAAUGAUAUCAAAGGGGCACUUGGUGCGAUGGAGAAGAUGGCCGAUCACGCUGUGCUUGCUGAUGUGUUGAGCUUCUUGACAAAACAAUCUGACAUAAUAACGUUUGAUAUCUGCACGUCUCUUCUGCCACUUCUUUCAGGUCUUCUUGGGAGCAACAUGGAAAGGCAUCAAGAUAUUUCACUUGAAAUGCUUCUGAAGCUGGUUAAAGUGUUUGGAUCAAUGAUAUAUUCAUCAAUGUCAGCUCCAGCAUCAGUUGGUGUGGAUAUUGAGGCAGAACAAAGGUUGGAGCGCUGCAAUCUCUGCUAUAUUGAGCUUGAAAAGGUCAAACAUUUUUUGCCUACUCUGACCAGAAGAGGAGGAUCUAUUGCUAAAUCUACACAGGAGCUCAGUCUACUACUAAAAGAAUUUUCAUGACAGAAUAACAUGAUGGUUAAAUAUAUUGAGGGAACAGAUAAUGUCGCUCAGAUUGACAAGUGAUAUAUGAAGGACGAGAAGCUUUCGGUGAUGGCAUUUGUUUGCAUAUGCUGAGAUAGCCCUUCGGUUUGUACAUUCUGCAAGGGUGAAACAUUAAUGACUGAUUCUUUCCGCAUUUUUACUGAUAUCUGAUAACUCGAGGGACCCACCAUCUCCUCUACAAGGAUGUUUUGUUGGCAGUGAAGCAAGGAACUGGUGAAGAAUUCAUCACACGUUAAUAUCUAACCCACUGUUCACAAGUUCCAUGUGUAAUUGUAGGUUUUAGGCACUGUGACUUGAACCAUAGUUCUUGCAAUUGGUUUAUGUAUUCAGAGUUAAUAUUAUGAUUUGUUAAUAGUUUUUGAAAUGAAAAGUUAAUGGGCAUCCGAUAUUCUUGAAUGAGUGCA
Molecule: messenger RNA, 3453 nt
Organism: Cuscuta epithymum
Lineage: Eukaryota; Viridiplantae; Streptophyta; Magnoliopsida; Solanales; Convolvulaceae
Source: the annotation of a GenBank genome assembly